Molecule: messenger RNA, 1744 nt
Organism: Syngnathus typhle (broad-nosed pipefish)
Lineage: Eukaryota; Metazoa; Chordata; Actinopteri; Syngnathiformes; Syngnathidae
Product: alanine aminotransferase 1-like
Exons: 11
Coding region: 53-1474 (473 amino acids)
Biological process (GO): biosynthetic process
Molecular function (GO): L-alanine:2-oxoglutarate transaminase activity; pyridoxal phosphate binding
Source: RefSeq, a predicted model, not a curated record
UCAACCAGGAAUCAUUUUGCAGACAGUUAGACGGCAGAAAGGAGUUGCUGAGAUGCAGGAGAUGAGCUCCCGCCUGAUGACCGUGAGGCCGGACAAGAUGGCGGCCCUGGUGGAACGAGCGGCUCGCAUCAAGGAGACGCUGGAGCAGGGAACGAAGAAGCCCUACAGAGAUGUGAUCGAUGUCUCCUGGGGUGACCCUCAGAAAGCCGGCAUGAAACCUCUUACCUUUGUCAGACAGGUAAUCGCUGCUUGUCUUUACCCACAACUCCUGGAUGGCGACAACCUGCCAAUGGACGUCAAACAGCGGACGCAGAAGAUCCUCCGCUGCUGUGAUGGCGGCAGUGUUGGCUCGUACACACUCACAGCGGGGAUCCCCGAAAUAGUAGAGAGCGUCGCUCAGUUCAUCAGCCAACGCGACGGCGUUUCAGCAGAUCCCGAAAACAUUUGGAUCCAUUCCGGCUCCCAGACAUCGCUCACGAGCAUUCUGGCGCUGAUGCUGAGCAGCGAGGUGUCCACCAAGAGAGGCGUGCUUGUGCCGGUGCCGGGCCACACCACCACCCCCUUGUCCGUGAUGGCUUUAGGGGGCGUGGCCGUCCCCUACUUCCUGGACGAGGAGCGCGGCUGGGAGCUGCGGGUGGACGAGCUGCAGCGAGCCUUGGUGUCCGCCCGGGAAACGUGCCGGCCUAUCGCUUUGUACGUCAUCAACCCGGGAAACCCCACAGGGCACAUCCAGAGCAGGAAGUCCAUGGAGGAGGUCAUCAGGUUCGUGGCAGAGAACAAACUCUUCCUUCUUGCUGAUGAGGUAUACCAGAGCAGCGUUUACGACACCGACAGUGAGUUUGUGUCUUACAAGAAGCUCCUGCAUGAGCUGGGGCCUCCUCUGUCCCACACGCUGGAGCUGGCCUCCUUCCACUCGGUAUCCAAAGGCUUCAUGGGAGAGUGCGGUCUUCGAGGAGGAUACGUGGAGCUGCUCAACAUGGAUCCCACCGUCAUGCCGUACGUCCAGCAAAUGUUGCAAUUGCUCACCACUCCGCCCGUUGUCGGGCAAAUUGCUUUGGAGCUGAUGGCCAAGCCCCCUCAGCCAGGAGAUCCCUCAUACCUGCUUUUCAAGCGUGAGACGGAGCUCAUAAGGAGCACGCUGGUUGACAACGUGAAGAGAGUGCAGCAGGUUCUCAAAGAGCUGCCUGCAGUCAGCUGCCAGCCGAUACAGGGAGGAGGUUUUGCAUUCCCCAGACUGCACCUGACGCCAAAAGCCAUCCGAAAAGCCAAGGAAGCCGACAUGGAACCUGACAUGUUCUACUGCACCAGACUGCUGGAGGACACUGGUUUGCUUCUUAGUCCGGGCUGCGUGUAUGGACAAAAGGAAGGCACCUACCAUAUCAGAUUUUCCAUUUUGACUGCUGCAGACGUGAUGGAGGAACUUCUGAGACGCCUCAGUGCUUUUCACUUACAGUUCAUGAAGGACUUCUCAUAAAUAUUCUUAUAUUUAGUAACCCGACGACAUCUGACAAAAGUGUAGAUGUCCUAUUUCUAUGAUCAAAUAAAGUAAAAACACUUACCUGAAUAAUUGAUAGAUUAACCAAUUAAUAAAACAAAAACAUUGUCGGGGGAUUUGAUUUAGUAAUAUGUGAAACAAGUUAUGGAAUACAGUAAGAUUAAAACAAAUCAAAUGUGUACACUCGCCACAGUGACUAUCUGCAGUGUCUGCAAUAAAGCUGAAGAAAAAGCAAAAAUCUCAAUUUGA